AUGGAGCUGUACACCACAAUAGAUUCCACCUUUUUGUACAGGUGGCUGAGAUAUGCCGAUCAGAGGAAGCUGCUGCAAUUCGACCGUCUGGCCGCCAUGCUUGGCAAUUAUCUUUGUGAUGACGCCCACUGCUCUUACCUCUCCCUUGAAACAGCAGCCAAGUUUUGGAGAAAUCUGGCACUGGCCUUCCCUGAGCUGAUUGACUUUCUGGCCAUGUCGAGCGAAGAAGACCGUGGCCAGUUUGUGCACAUUGUCGAGGUGCUGUACCGCAACUUCUUCCUGACCAAGCAGAUUGGAGAGGACAACCUGUGGAGUCACAUCGACUGGAAGGACAGGGCCGCGCUCAUGCAGUGGCUGGCGAUUGCCUCCCAGGAGGAGAGGCAGCUGUUUGGGUCAAUGAUUGCGGAUGGCGUGCGCCACAACACCGCGGAUGCUGCUGGGGAGCGUCUGGCCCGCAAGGCCGUCGUGGGAUUCUACAACGCACACUAA
Messenger RNA from Ostreobium quekettii, 489 nucleotides. The record is from the annotation of a GenBank genome assembly. NCBI's taxonomy places the organism in Eukaryota, Viridiplantae, Chlorophyta, Ulvophyceae, Bryopsidales, Ostreobiaceae.